Molecule: messenger RNA, 7733 nt
Organism: Lates calcarifer (barramundi perch)
Lineage: Eukaryota; Metazoa; Chordata; Actinopteri; Centropomidae
Gene: pak4
Product: p21 protein (Cdc42/Rac)-activated kinase 4
Exons: 11
Coding region: 337-2331 (664 amino acids)
Biological process (GO): protein phosphorylation
Molecular function (GO): ATP binding; protein serine/threonine kinase activity
Source: RefSeq, a predicted model, not a curated record
CUGGGCCGCGUUUUGCUGAAACCAUAGGAAUGCGACACACUUUGUAUUUACAGCCCUAAGCGACAACACUUUGUUUUUAUAUCUGGGUUUUUACGAUAAUAUUCAUUAUCUGGUACCGCGGUCGUUUCAGUUUAUGAAGACGUAACGACGCCUCCGACGGUUUGACUAAGUUACAUUUCUUCGCGGAAACAACUUUGUUGCUGUAGUGAGUCUGUUUUUUUCCCCUCGUCCUCAGCUGCGUUUCCGACAUGAGAUCAGGUGGAUAGUGUGUUUCUGCUGGCUAAAAGAGUACCUGAGACUGUCUGAUGCUAGGCUGCUGCUGCCUCAGCCACCAUCAUGUUCACCAAAAAGAAGAAGUCUCGUAUCCAGAUCUCGGCUCCAUCCAACUUUGAGCAUCGCGUACAUACAGACUUUGACGAGCAGGAGCAGAAGUUUGUUGGGUUGCCGCGGCAAUGGCAGUCGCUCAUCGAAGACACAGCCAAAAGGCCCAAACCCUUCAUCGACGCAACUGUCAUCACUACUGUAGAGCCGCGCAAGGCAAUUGUUCGUGGCAACAAGAUGGGAGUGGAUGGCUCUCUGACCUGGCUGUUGGAUGAGUUUGAUGACAUGUCUGUGACUCGCUCCAACUCCCUGCGACGAGGCAGCCCUCCCAUCCAACCUCGCAGGGACUCUAGCUCCUCAGGAGGAGGAGCAGGGCAGGAGAAUGGCGAUCCUCACCACAGACACUACUCACACCCAGACAGACAAGACAGAGACCGACUCAGACCAGGGCACCAGAGCGGAGGUGACCCCCGCCAGGGCCAGCGUGCAGUCCGUCCUUCUCAGAGGGAUGAGGGAGUUCAGGGUCGACCCCAGCAGCAGCCCCGGGGCCAAGAGCCCAGCAGGGCCCACAGGGACAGACCAGGCUCCGGCCCUCCCCCUCCCCCUCACAGAGACAGAGAGCCACGGGACCAGGACCAGGAGCAGGUGGUACGCAGGGAUCAGCCCAGUGAUCACAGGCCAAAGUCAAGCUAUGUGACGCGGGAUGGCAGCCCUCAGUCUCCCAGGGAUAAGAGGCCUCUCUCUGGGCCCAACAUCCGCACCCCAAACCUACCAGUAACAGAUGGGGUGAUAAAGACUGCCCAACAGACCACACGGCCAUUUAACACCUACCCAAGGACAGACAGCGAGGGUGGACGCAGCCCCACCGGACAGCCGGUCCGACACCAUGAAUCUUCCCCUCAAAAUGGCCCCUCUAGUGGUUCUGCCAGAGGUUCCUCCAGCUCUAAGCCCCCUGUAAGCCACCCGCACCCUCAUCACACUUCCCACCCCAGCCUGACCCCUGAGGUCACCCAGCACCCACACACUCCUCACCCCAACGUUCCAGCUCCGCGGCCCCCUGUGUCCUCAGGGCCACCGGUGUCAGGUGCUCCGUCCCAGGGCCGCUCACCACAGAGGGAGCCCCAGAGGGUUUCUCAUGAGCAGUUCAGAGCAGCACUACAGAUGGUGGUGGAUCCUGGUGAUCCAAGGACCUACCUAGACCACUACAUUAAGAUAGGGGAGGGGUCGACAGGGAUUGUGUGUAUAGCCACAGUGAAGACAACAGGAAAACUGGUCGCUGUGAAGAAGAUGGACCUGAGGAAACAACAACGCAGAGAACUCCUCUUCAAUGAGGUGGUCAUCAUGCGGGACUAUCAUCAUGAAAAUGUGGUGGAGAUGUACAACAGUUACCUGGUAGGAGAUGAACUCUGGGUUGUCAUGGAGUUCCUUGAGGGAGGAGCUCUCACUGACAUUGUGACACACACCAGGAUGAACGAGGAGCAGAUUGCCACAGUGUGUCUAUCUGUCCUGAAGGCCUUGUCUGUCCUCCACACACAGGGUGUGAUCCAUAGAGACAUAAAGAGUGACUCCAUCCUCCUCACUCACGAUGGUCGGGUGAAGCUGUCAGACUUUGGUUUCUGUGCCCAGGUAUCUAAGGAAGUGCAGAGAAGGAAGUCUCUGGUUGGAACACCAUACUGGAUGGCACCAGAGCUCAUAUCCAGAUUGCCUUAUGGACCAGAGGUGGAUAUCUGGUCUCUGGGUAUCAUGGUCAUAGAGAUGGUGGAUGGGGAGCCGCCAUACUUCAAUGAGCCACCACUCAAAGCCAUGAAAAUGAUUCGAGACAACCUGCCUCCAAAACUAAAGAACCUGCACAAGGUCUCCCCUGUGCUCAAGGGCUUCCUGGACAGGAUGUUGGUGCGAGACCCGGCUCAGAGGGCCACGGCCAGUGAGCUUCUCAAACACCCCUUCCUUGCAAAGGCGGGUCCACCGUCUUGCAUCGUCCCUCUGAUGAGGCAGAACAGGAUGAGAUGAGACAUAUGACACUAAGACCUCCAGACUGUGGAGGGCAGCACGUGCCAGUUCAGAUGGAACAGAAUACUCCUGCACACAGAAGAGUGGCCCUCAGAGGCCACAGAUGAGAGGUCUGUGCUUCAGACAGAACUCUCAGAGAAGUGCUGUGAGCUGCAGAGUGUAAACUGGGUGUGCAGGAGUAUUCUAUUUUUCUUAUGUGAAUCACUGAACUGUGGGGAGUGUAUUCCCUGAAUAAGAGGCAAUAAGGCGGUAUGUGUGUGUGUGUGUGUGUGCGUGUGUGCGUGCGUGCGUGCGUGUAAGCGUCUGUUGCCAAUGCUGGUAAUGACAGUGUUUCGUAGCCCGUGUGUGUGUGAGCUGUCACUUGGAGUCGUGAAGAGAAGCCACAACUUGCCUGUUGAAUGAUUUCAGCUGAUUUCGUCUAAACAUUUUGUUUUAAUUGAAGGGUCUGACCUGGAAAGGACUGUGGCUGUUUUUAACUUUUCAAUGUGGACUUUACCUGGAUUUUAAGUGUGAAGGUUAGGUUUUGCACACCAGUUAGAUGCUUUUAAGGAGCCGAGAGCCUAAUGGCUAAUUUUAAAGAUAGUCGGAGCAACAUUUUAAUCUCACUAUUGGACAGUCUGGAAGCCGAAUUUUCUUCACUACAAGGACUUCUCUCAUUGAUGGAUACCAGAUUCUGACACUAUCCUCAUCACACCCAGAAGUUACUACUGAGGGAGGAACUCUUUUGACUCAUAAGUGAGCCAGACAGACUUUAUUUUGUAGCCAUAAAAAUACUAGCUUUCUAUUGUAAACAAGAAACAUACACUAAAACAAAAGGUAAACACUGGAGUUGUGGUUUUUUAACAGAUGAAUUUUUCUCUUAUUUUCUCCUUAAUUUCCUGUGUAAGUACAAUGAACAUAGAGAGAUAUAUCAGUUUUGAUGUUUUGCUAUCUCUAUUUUGUGAUUGUUUUAUUAUUAUUAUGAUUUGUUUUCUGGUUUAAUUUAGAGUGAGAUGUUAUGAUUUUUGAAGCACUGUCGACAAGAGAUAGAAGCUGCACUCCCCUUUGAUUCCAGUAUGCAGAUGAUAGACACUAUAGACAUUUUAUUUUGUUUUUUAGACUGGACCAGAAAGAACUUUUAAACCGUUAACCUGAGAGAACGUGAGGAUGAGAAUACACCACGCAAAAACUGAAUGGGUCUAAAAUCCUUACAAAACAGAUCAAAAUCAUUCCUGUUUUGUCUUUUUUUUCUUUUAAACUGCUGGGUUUUACUGUGGCAUUGACCACACCCUGUUUUUUAUCUUCAUUUUUCUCAGCUGAUAGAGGUAACUCACAUCACAAACUAUAGGUUUUUCUGCUUUUAGGGCAAUCAGUGAGUUGUUUUCAUUCUGUGGUGCACGUCAGCCUCCUUGUAAUGUAAUCGCUCUCCUUCAGCAAACACAGCGGCUGCUGUUUUUAGUACAUGGUCAGCUGCUGACGUGAAGGACUGCUCAUCGCGUUCUUCUAUUACGCCACUUGUCCAGUUUAGUCGAUUAAUGUUUGAUUGUCUAGUUAAUGCAUCUGCCUGACUGCCCCUGAAUCCACCUCAUAGUGUGAGUGCUUGAAAGGAGCAAACUGUACGUCUGUCAAGUACCUUAUUCAUAAACAAUAAAGGAAAACUCUUACUCAGCAUGACAAGCUGAAAGGAGCAUUAGAGAUCAGGAAAAAAAGUAGUGUGUUUAGAUUCAUAUCUCAUUGAAUAGUGUUGCUCAAGCUCCUUAGAUAUGAGAUCUGUGAUAAUUUUAGUGUUAUCUGUGAGUGCAUUUUAGUUAGGCAUGCAUUUGGCUUCUGUGAAAGUGGACUAUUAAACAGGUGACAGAAAGAUAACGGAGGUUCUUACAAAGCAGGAAACACUUGCAUUAAAAUCCACUCUGAACACUAGUGAGAAACAGCUGCUAAUAAUGAACGCACACACAUGCAUGAGCUAAAAGAAUCAUUAGACUUAGGUAAAACUGUUUUGGACAGCACUGAGAGUACACAACACUGCUGUCACUUCAGUUUAAAUUUAAAGUUAAGUCAGUUUCCCUACAAACAUACUCUAACAGCAUAUACUCCCAAAUGAUCACCAACAAGCUGCAAAAACCUGUCCACAAACUUUUGUGAAAAUCUGUAGUUUGUUAGAGGUUUUGUUCAUUGAUAGGAGUUCUCCAAAGGGGCUGGAACCAGUUUUCUUAAAUAACACUGUUGUGACUUGUUUGGAGUUCAAGGCAUUUGAUGUUUUCUCAUAUCAGGUCAUUCAUUCAGAUCACUCACUGUAAAUCCACUGAAUUAUCCCCUCUACCAAACAUCACCCAAAAUCUGCCUCAGCUUGCUGAAUGAAACCACAGUUAGUCUCAGGUCUUGUUAUUAUACACCCACUACAGCCCUAGGAGGCAUCUUUAUCAGAAGACAUCUGUAGUUUCACACUGUACCUUAUAGCAACAAACAGUCAUUUAUGCAGAGGAUCAAAUAAAAUACAAGGCUGUUGCUCUGUUAUAAUUCAUCUGGCUCAAGGUGAUUAGACACCGAGAUGUUCAUGUACACAGCCCACAGGUACAUUCCACUCUCUAGGCCCAGGCUGCUGUUUCCAUUCCCUCUAUGUCUUCCAGUUCACCUGCUGCAGGGUCAUCGGGUCCUCGUGUCAUCAGGCUGGACCUCUGUCAAGUAGCAUUUUAAAGACGCAGUUUUAGAUUCUGAACCCACAGUACUUCCCACCUGUCAGGUGCUCUGCGAAAAUGAACAUAAAGAAACAUUUUCUCAAAAGUUUAGACGUCAGGAAUACUCACUUUGUAAAACUGCAAUUCAAAACUACAGCAAAACAAAUGGAUUUUUAUUGAAUAGAAUUGAAUGUGUAGCACAGUCACUGCACAGAACACUGUCACUGUAGCACUGUACUCCAGCUCUCCUGCUGAUACAGUGAACGAUCACUUUGUGGGUUCCUCAUGCAAAUAGAGAAACCAGCGACUGUGAGGUCACAUAGUGGCAGCAGUAACAAAUCCUGCAAAGCAAAGCUAGCUAAGGUUUGUGACCAGAGAACUUAAAGUCACCGUUAUCCUGUUUAUUAAUGUUGGUAAGAUCAGUAGCACUCACAGGGGCGUGUGUCACUGUGGUUACUGUCAUGAUGCUGACUCCAUUAGGCUGCACCUUAACCCACAAUGAAAAUAUUUCCUUUUGUUUGUUACUUCAACCUCUAGUCAUCUUUUCACAGUUGUCCCUGAACUCUCCUCCUAAAAACAUGUAUGAUGAUGUUUACGUGCCCAGGCUGCUUCAGAACAUGAUUAUUUUGAGCCACUGCAGGCUGAGCAUACUGUAGGUUAAUCAUAAACUUUGUCCCCGCCACUUUUUUUGCCUCAAAAACAUUCAUGUCAGAGAAAGUUCUGGUCGCCGUUUUGUACUUUGUCUCCUUGGAGGCUCACUAGACAGUAAAUGUUUUGUGUUUUUUGUGGACAAACAUGGAACAAGCCAAAUAUGACACAGAUUACUAAACGUGUUGUGUGAUGUUUCAUGUUUGUAACUUUUUGCGUAUAAUCAGAAACAGGUUGGCUGAGCUGAAUGAAAUGAUAGACAAUCAGGUGUAGCUGAGGUGAGUUCAGGCUGUGAUGAUUAAAAUGAGACACUUUGAAUUUUCCUGUUUUCUGGUUUGAGAGAGUGUUUUCCUCAAAAUCAGGAUCUCAAAUUUGAAUAUUGAUCCAAAUUCAAUCCUUUAAAUCUAAGACUGGACAUGUUUAUUCAUUCCUCACUUAGUGUGUGUUGAAUAAUUCUAAACAUUUGUUGGGGGGUGGACAACAAAUAGUCUUUAUAAUGAAGCUGAGAACUGGCCUCCUACUAAAUGCUGGUAAUUUGUAUUUGGUGUGUCCUGUACUUUCUGAGAGGCAGCUGGUGAAAAUGAAAAUAACCAGCUAAUAUUGGGAUUUUGGAAUUUGAAUGAUUAGGCAACUGUCAGGCAAAUAAUCCUAAUUCAGAAUUAAGUCAUAAUACAAGACAAAGGUGUAAUAUUUUGAGAAAACUGUUACUGUUGCUCUAAGAUUAGGUCAAUUUGGAAUCAUUUGAGCAUUUCCUUAAAGUCCAUACUGUAGCCUACAGGUGCUUACAACUUUUUUUUUUCUCUUAAAAUAUUGUGACUCGUAAAUUUUCAGCUUUAUUCUCAAAAUGUUACAACUUUUUUUCUUGAAACAUUUUGACUUUAUUCUCAAAAUGAAAUCUUGUAUCAUUUAUUUUCCAAACUGAGACCCUGAUGCUCAUUGUGUAUAACUUCCUGUUUUUCCUUUUUGUUUUUUUAGUCCCUUGUCCUACCUGCCUUUCAUUCAGGUGUAAACAAACACUUUAUAUGGUAUUACAGACUGUUGUUCCUGUUAUGCCUCAUUCGAUCAGUUGUCCUUCUAUUGUCAAUGUGAAAAUCCCAAACCUGUUCACUCUGCUGGUAGACUGAUGUUUCUUAUUAAGUAGACUGUAACUACAUUUUUACGGACCUGGUUCUACUGCUGUGUGUAUGUUUGUGUGCUUCUGUGUGGGUAUGUGUGUAUGCAUAUACAUGAUUUCAUGCCUUAACACUUUCAAUCACUACUUGAUGGAUUAUGAUUCUGACUAGACACUACGACUGUUAGUGAUGGUGAAAGGAGACUUCCAUGACACUUUUCUCUUCUCAUCUCACAUAUCUGAAAAGUCUUUGAGCAAUUGUAAUGUCAUUUGUAUGCCAAGUGGUGUCUGCAUCUUUUGGCUGAUGUGUUUGAAGCAACGGCUCUCAUUGACAUUCCUCACAGUUUUCAGAUUGCUGAGACCACUGCAGAUUGAGUAUUUUAUAGGGUUUUUUUAUGUGGUUACUGAGUGCCUCAAAGUCAGCACUCUUCUAACCUUGGUUGUGUUUUCUGAGAGAGAAAAGGUGAGGUCCUUGGGGAUCUUUCAAGAAGCAGGACAGCUGGGGUUCAUGUUUUUUCAACAGUCUCCCUGCUUUGCACAACAGAGUUUCCAAAGGUUUCCUGUUGAUGUCUUUACCAGUAGCCAGUGAGCAGCUCCAGUGCUGCUGUUCAGGGUUUAGUAUUUUGCUUAGCGGCAUCUUGAUAGACAUUUUUGAAAUGUCCUUUUUAGGUGAGUAGUCCUGGUUCUUGGGAAAACUCCUGCAGGACUUAAUCUCUGGUUUCCACCGUGAGCAUGUGGUGUCACCAGAAACCAUGACCACUACUGACCAGCCAACCUACUCUGUAGAGUAUGUGACAAAAAAGCAAAAAUGAAUUCUUUCUCUGAUGGACUGUUAGGAUUCUCAUUGACUCGCCUCUUGACAUAUUUUGCCAGACAUCAGAUUCCAACCUGCGCCAUCUUGUUUUUGUAAAUUUCACUGGUGUUGUAAAAACAUAGACUUCACUUUGCAAAUAUUACUUUUUUUGCAAAUACAGUUUUUGUAAAAGUCA